Oldenlandia corymbosa var. corymbosa is the source of this 2466-nucleotide messenger RNA. The record is from the annotation of a GenBank genome assembly. NCBI's taxonomy places the organism in Eukaryota, Viridiplantae, Streptophyta, Magnoliopsida, Gentianales, Rubiaceae.
AUGGCUGAAACACCUAAGAAAUCCAAACAAUCCCUUAAUCAGACAAAGCAUUUCCCUUCCCCGAACACCAUUUCAGUCCCAGCGACUCCACAAGCACAGAACCCCACCCCUCUCCGCCGUUCAUCCCGCCGACUCGCCACCCCUUCCACGGACACUGUUUCCCCUAAACUUCCACUUGGGCGUCCGGCUUCCUCAGUCAGAUCUGGACGCAAAUCCCUGAAUUUUACCAACUCCCCACAAAAAUCAGCUCGCAAAGAUCCCCAAAAUGCCACUGAGCCAAUAUCACCGAUUUCACCGGAUCGAGUCGAAACGCGGCGUAAAAGAAAAAUUAGUGAGCAGAAAGUUAUGGGUAAAGGGAAAGAGAAAGCCUUAAAGGGUGGCAAGAAAAGAGUGUAUUACAGAAAAGUUGCUUAUGAUGGGGGUGAGUUUUCGAUUGGGGAUGAUGUUUAUGUAAAGAGGAGAGAGGAUGCCGAAUCAGAUAACGAGGACCCUGAAGUGGAGGAAUGUAUGGUUUGCUUCAAAGCUGGGACGGCUCUGAUGCUUGAAUGUGACGAUUGCUUAGGAGGGUUCCAUUUGAAGUGUUUGAAGCCUCCUUUGAAGGAGGUUCCAGAAGGGGAUUGGAUUUGUGGGUUCUGUGAGGCAAAAAAGAUGGGGAAAAAUGUCCAAUUGCCUGUUCCACCUCCUGGAAAGAAGAGAGCUAGGACGGCAAAAGAGAAGCUGCUUUCAAGUGAUUUGUGGGCUGCCCGUAUCGAGAGUUUAUGGAAAGAAGUGGAUGGCACAUACUGGUUUCGAGCCCAUUGGUAUGUUAUCCCCGAGGAAACAGCUACGGGAAGACAGCCUCACAAUUUGAAGAGGGAGCUAUAUAGAACUAAUGAUUUUGCUGAUGUUGAGAUGGAGUCUAUCAUUAGACAUUGUUAUGUCAUGACCCCUAACGAAUUUUCGAAAGCUAAUAAUGAAGGAGAUGACGUGUUUCUCUGUGAAUAUGAAUAUGACAUCCUUUGGCACAGUUUCAAGCGCUUGGCAGAAAUAUCAAAUACUGAACAGGAUGAUGAAGAAGCUGACAGUGACAAGGACUGGAAUAAUGGUGAAUGUAAUGGUUCCGUCUCAGAAGAAGAUGACAUAGAAUAUGAAGAGGAGAAGAGAAAAAGACCACUCACUGGAUCUUCAGUUGGUCAUUUGUUAGCUGCUAACUCACGGAAAGGGCAAUUCCUUGGACUCCAAAAGAUUGGGGCUAAGAAAAUACCAGAACAUAGAAGAUGUCAUAAACAGACUGAUCUUGAAAAGGCCAAAUCUAUGCUUUUGUUAGCAUCUUUACCUAAGUCUCCUCCCUGUAGAAACAAAGAAAUGGAAGAGAUAGCUGCAUUUAUCAAAGGAGCCAUAGGUGAUGAUCAGUGCCUUGGUAGAUGUCUUUAUAUUCAUGGUGUUCCUGGAACUGGAAAAACCAUGAGCGUACUUGCAGUAAUAAGGAACCUAAGAAAUGAAGUUGACACAGGGAGUCUCAAGCCUUAUUGCUUUGUGGAGAUCAAUGGCCUUAAGCUAGCGUCACCAGAAAAUAUUUAUAAAGUUAUUUAUGAAGGUUUAACUGGGCAUAGAGUUAGUUGGAAGAAGGCUCUUCAAUUCUUGAAUGAGCGGUUUUCGAAUGGGAAAAAGUGUGGAAUGAAGGAUAAGCCUUGCAUAUUACUUAUAGAUGAAAUUGAUCUUUUAGUGACCAGAAAUCAAUCGGUUCUCUACAACAUUCUUGAUUGGCCAACAAAACCACAUUCGAACUUGAUUGUAAUAGGGAUAGCAAAUACCAUGGACCUUCCAGAAAAGUUGCUUCCUCGCAUCUCUAGUCGUAUGGGCAUACAAAGGCUUUGCUUUGGGCCCUAUAACUAUCAGCAGCUUCAAGAAAUCAUACAUAGUCGAACCAAAGGGAUUGAUGCUUUUGAAAAGUCAGCAAUUGAAUUUGCAUCUAGAAAGGUUGCUGCUGUUUCUGGAGAUGCUCGGCGCGUGCUGGAGAUAUGCAGACAAGCUGCAGAACUGGCAGAUUAUCACUCCAAAAGAUUAGAGUCAGUUACUGAAGGAGCAGCUACAGGAAAAUAUCUAGUAGGCGUGACACAUAUUGAAGCAGCUAUAAAGGAAAUGUUCCAGGCUCCUCAUAUUCAAAUGAUGAAAAGUUGUUCAAGGCUGAGUAAGAUAUUCUUGGCAGCAAUGGUACAUGAGCUAUACAAAACUGGAAUGGGUGAAACCACCUUUGAAAAGUUGGCAACAGCUGUUUCUUGCCUCUGCACUAGCAAUGGAGAAGCAUUUCCAGGAUGGGACACACUCCUGCGAGUUGGAUGUAAGCUUGGUGAAUGUAGAAUUAUAUUAUGCGAAGCUGGAGGAAAACACAAACUCCAAAAGUUGCAGCUCAACUUUCCAAGUGAUGAUGUGACUUUCGCACUUAAAGACAGCAAAGAACUACCAUGGUUGGCGAAGUACUUGUGA